Messenger RNA from Thyridium curvatum, 1887 nucleotides. RefSeq lists its product as uncharacterized. The record is from RefSeq and is a predicted model, not a curated record. The transcript has 2 exons. NCBI's taxonomy places the organism in Eukaryota, Fungi, Ascomycota, Sordariomycetes, Thyridiales, Thyridiaceae. Bases 1 to 1887 code for a protein of 628 amino acids.
AUGAAUGUGAUGGAGCCACUCACUCCAGCCCACGGCCCACCUGUCAGCUCCCAAACCUGGACCGGCGUUGGUAAUGGCCCCAAGCCAAGGACCUCCAAAGAUCUCGAUGUCUUUGACGAUGACUUGGAAAAUAAGAUGGCUUUAGAAGAGACCCCUUGUCGUACUCAGAGACAGCCCCUCUCCUCUUCUACAAUCCGGCCCCAGCCUUCCAAGAUGAAGUGGAAGAGAGUAGCUAAGAAGACAUACCAAGAGAGCGAUGGAGACUACGAGGACGAGGGCCCACCAUCACAUUCUUCCUCUCCCCCAAAGAGAAAGAAGCAAAAGCAGCCCAAUCAGGGUUCUGAUCCUCUCGAAGAGAUGCUGGAACUCCUCGAUACGGAAGUGGUUCCAACAGCUAAGCCGCAGCUUCCAAAAGGUCAGCGCAAGUCAAACGCCCGAGCCCCCAACACGCCUUUUUCAAAACAAAAUGGGGUUCGAAGACGAAAGAACCCUGGCCAAAGCGGAAAGGCAGCGAAUGAUACAAAGCCUCCACGAGUCGUUGCAGAUGCUGAAACGUCUUCCAACUUGCCCAAUAAGCCGCGUUCAAAGCCUCCCCAGAAGAGGCGUAGAGCAAAGGAACCAUAUCAGAGCCCCUCCAAGCAUGACGCCCAGCCUCCGAAGAAGAAGCCGAGGGGUAUUCAUCAGUCACAGCCUGCCGAAUACAGAUCUGAUCCGCCCUCAUCACCAGCUGCAAACAACGAGGAGGAUGGUCCUUCACAGAGCAGACCUGACCUGCCACUAGAGUGCCCAAACGACCCCAUCGAGAUAUCAUCCUGUUCCUCGUCGGAUUAUGGCUCCUUUGCUCUUGAAGAACUGGCCAAUCUCCCAGAUACUUCCAACGUUGAGGGACCCGCUCACGAGCCGACACCUAGCCCGCACAAGGAGGCUUCGCCAAUCCAAACUAGGGCGGGUCUGGACGAGCCUGGCACUUACAACGAGGAGAUACGGGACUCAUACGAGCCCGCUCUUAAACCAAUAUGGGACAAGUACUUGGCAGCUUCCAGCCCAAGCCCCGAUAAUUCACAGCCAGCACUCCCCUCUGAAAGCCCUGUGCGCACCCCAGCACUAGUCUCUAAUCAUGUCCAACCGUCGAAGAACCCAGUAUCGUGGCGUGUGUGCACACCAGCACCAGAGCCUCUUGCUCUCGCUUCCAGGAGUGAUCCAUUUGGAGAUGACGAUGUCCCUCAGCCAACGGAGUUCACUGCACAACUACUCGGAGUCACUUGCGACGAGGGACGCGGAAAUCGACAAACACUUCGCCAGGUCAAGACGAAGCCAGACAGAGAGCACGGGGAGAAGUUGCACAUCGUUGGGGAUGCGAUGAUGCGAGCUCUUACAGCCGACCGGUCCCGGAAUAGGCAACACGUUCCCACUCCGUUGCCAGACUCUGACCGGCAUGCCAACGGGCGGCCCUCUCAACAGGAAGCGGAGGAUAGCUCUGACAAGCAGAACACGGUCGAAGAGUGGUGGAAGAGUGUGACUGAGCCGAGUGUCCGGGACUUGGCAGCGACCAUGAGUUCCAUCACCAAGAAAAUCGUACGUUUCUUUGUGUCUGAGCAGACUGCCACCAAGGAUGUCGUCGAUGAGUACGAGAAAGGUGGCCGACGAGCGAUACACAAUGUGACAAGGAGGCACGAGUCGGAGAGGAAGCAAAGCCUGCAUGCCAUUGAGAACCAGAAAUUGCGUUUCAUUGAGACGUGUCGCAACGCGGGCAGAGACAACCAUGCAGCAGCGAAGAAACUCGCGUCCAUCGAUCUCGCUUCGUUGAGUGACAGCUUGAAGGAGGACAACCUUGACAAUGACCUGAGGAAGCUUAGGGACGAGUACAAAAUGGAAACUUGCAGAUGA